Molecule: messenger RNA, 1506 nt
Organism: Fonsecaea erecta
Lineage: Eukaryota; Fungi; Ascomycota; Eurotiomycetes; Chaetothyriales; Herpotrichiellaceae
Exons: 6
Coding region: 1-1506 (501 amino acids)
Biological process (GO): transmembrane transport
Cellular component (GO): membrane
Molecular function (GO): transmembrane transporter activity
Source: RefSeq, a predicted model, not a curated record
AUGUCGAAGCAACAGGAAGAGGUCGGUGUGACUGUUUUCGCCGCCGAUGAAGUUCUCAGCGACGACAAGGAACAACUUCCCCCUGCCAUUGAAAAAGCAAAUGCCCAACCGUCGAAGGAUAGGAGCAUUUUCGCCUGGUUUGACAAGAACGAUGGGCCAGUUGAGCGUCGGUUGGUCCUCAAACUUGACCUUACAAUCCUCUCCUUUGCCUGUAUGGGCUUCUGGGUCAUGUACAUCGAUCGCGGCAUUAUCGCAAAUGCCUAUGUGAGUGGCAUGAGCACAGACCUUCACAUGCUCAAAAACCAAUACGUCCAAUUGCAGUCCGUGUUCACAGUGGGAUAUGCAGUCUCCAUGAUACCCUCAACGUUGCUCGUGACCAAGCUCCCUGCUCAUAUUGUCCUCCCUGCGGCGACCUUCAGCUGGGGCGUUUUCACGAUGCUGUCUUUCUGGGCCAAAAGUUUCGGCCAGCUUGCCGCGUACAGACUCAUCAUUGGUCUCGGCGAAGGACCCUUUUUUUGCUCCAUUCAUUACGUCCUCGGCAGCUGGUACCGGCCCGACGAGAUCGUUCGCAGGGCUGGUAUCUUCUACAUGUCGUCUGGAGUUGGGACCGUGACAACGGGCGUGCUCGCUGCACGUGUCUACAGGAAUCUCGACGGGGUUGAUGGACAUGCGGGCUGGAGAUGGAUGUUUCUGAUCGGUGCCUUGUGCACUUUUCCGAUCGCGCUUUGGGGAGCGUGUUUCUUCCCCGGUGCGCUCAGGUCGAAGAAAAGAUGGUUUCUCACCGAAGAAGAACAUGCUCUAGCACUGCAGAGGAUGCGCCUGGUGGGCCGCAAGGCACCGCAAGGGAUGCCGUUCGCCUGGUCUUCGGUGAGGCGGUUCUUGGGUCGAUGGCAUUUCUGGGUCCUUGUCCCGUGGAACAUCAUCUGGAUCCUUGGCAUCAGCUGGUACCAACAGCAUAUUUUCUGGCUGAAGGCGCAGCCUCAGUACUCCACCUUCGACGUGAACAACUAUACGGCCAUCAGUCCAAGCUUGGGCGUCGUCUUCAUCUUUGUGCUCUCCUGGGUGGUUGACAAGUGGGGAGAGCCGGCGAAGAUCCCCGUGUUCGGCGUCGUUACGUUCGUGACAUUCAUCGGGUCCCUCGGGUUCGCCCUCUACGACAAGUCUUCAUUCGCCUGGAAAUGGUUCGCCGUCUCCACCGGCUACAUGCUUGUGUCCCUGUCGCCCGUCAUCUAUUCACACGCGAACCUGGUGUGCGCAGGCGACGCAGAAGAACGAGCUUUCGUCAUCAGCUCGAUGCUCGCCACUGGGACGGCCUUCAGCGCCUGGGUCCCUCUCCUCGCCUGGCCGACUAUUGAGCAACCAAGGUACCACAAAGGAUACAUUUUGACCGUGGUUCUGCAGCCAGUAUACUUCCUCGUCAGCGUCUUCGUCUUCACCUUCUCUCGUAGAAUGAUGAGGAAAGAAAAGGCUCUGAAGGAAGCUGCGAUUACGGAGUUAGUCGCAUGA